GGCUGUUGGUUUUUUCUUUUACAUGGAGUUGGAUUCAGUCUUAAGUACUAACGUAGACCACACGAUACACAACCGUUAACAGUGUUAAAAUUAUGAAUGACAAGAGCGGUGUGUAUAAUAUUUUCAGAAAAGGAUUGAAAUAAUGUUUUAAGGAUUUGUGACACAAAACAAAAAUUGUGAUUUAUUCUUCCGUAUCCGUCCAACAAAAAAAUAAAAAGGAGACAGUUAAACCAAAGAAAUAGAAAAAAAAAAAUAAUACUAAAUGUUUGUGAAUUAUUGGUUUGUAUUUCUUAAUAGUUCUAAAGAGAAGAAAAUUUGUUUGUUUUUUGUAGUUUAAGAUGUCGGACUCGUUGAAUCGCUAAAAAAAAAACACGUCAAAAUUAUCAGUGUGACAGCAUUCGUGUGAUAUUCAUUCAAAGAAAAAAAAAUAUUUAACCGCGGAAAUUGCAUGAAGUAGGAAUUACUUGUCAUGAUAAUGGCUCGUGUCUAUUGUUCGUUAGUAACCAAUAAAAAAUGUCCAUCCGUCCUCGAGGAGUUGUAAAAAGAAGUAUAAGAACAUUUAGUCGGCAAUCUUACCGUUUCGUCAAUUCCUUAAUUAAAAUAGACGUUUCUUAAGGUGAUAUAUAAGGCUAAUAAUUUUUACUGACAGAUCCACAGAUACGUAAUGAUGUAGUCAGAAAGACUUGAUAGUAAGCGCGGGAAAACAACUCACACAAGUCGUCUGCUGUGCACAACGAAGACGACAUAAAAGUUCUCGUCGAUACCCAGAUUUGUUGUGCUGUUGCUCGCGGUGUUAAAUUGUUUUUUGAACCUUUAAAUAUAUUGGAUAUUGGAUUUAUUUAAUCACAUCACAAAGGAAUGAGACCAAAAACAACUUUUGGAUUUAUAAAUAGCAGGCCCCAUUGAAUCUGAAGGAAUAGUUGAAAAGACAGAUGCCCGAUUAAUCAUCAGCAUGGACAUUUUGGUUUAGUGUAAAUCCUGUGUAUCGCAUUCGGAUUUGUUUCCGCCGAUCUGAUUUCUUUUUUAAUACUACAAAAUAAAACUUCUUACGAUGGAUGUAACUGAAAUUGUGAACACAACGAUGAAUUGGACCCAGCCCGAAGAUGAGACGGAGAAAGUGAAUAGUUCGUUAGAGACGUUUUUAUUGGUAUUAAAGGGCGUGGCGAUGGUGGCUAUUAUGUUCGGAGCUGUGUUCGGUAACCUGUUAGUAAUUACGAGCGUGAUGAAGUUCGAACGCUUGCGUGUCAUUACUAAUUACUUCAUUGUGUCCUUAGCCUUCGCUGAUCUCUUAGUCGCCAUCUUGGUAAUGCCGUUCAACGCAAGUAAUGAGAUAAGCGAAAAGUGGGUAUUUGGGCGGGUGAUGUGUGAUAUCUUUAAUGCUAAUGACGUGUUAUUCAGUACUGCAUCUAUUCUCCAUUUGUGCUGUAUUAGUAUGGAUCGAUAUAUAGCCAUUCUGCACCCUUUACAAUACGAAACUAAAAUGACCAAAACUAGAGUAGCGGUCAUGUUGACAAUCACGUGGGUGGCCUCGAUUUUGAUUUCAUACAUACCUAUCCAGUCGCAGCUUUACACGACCAAGCAGAACUAUAUGGCUUUAGAAAGGGAUCAUAAUGCUUGUUUGUUUAUAGUUAAUCGAGUCUACGCCGGUGUCUCAUCUUGUGUGUCAUUCUGGAUUCCAUGCACUAUCAUGGUGUUCGUCUAUGCCAAAAUUUAUAUGGAAGCACGUAAGCAAGAGAAGUUUAUCCAAUCAAACGCCGUGUAUAUGCAGUAUAGCCAUAGUGAACGUAACCAUAGUAACGGCUCGAUACAAGAACGUGACGUGCAUAGAUUCGAACGGAAGAGGAUGAAACGUGAACAUAAAGCCGCUAAAACUCUGGGGGUAAUCAUGGGCGCCUUUAUUCUCUGCUUUUUACCAUUUUUCUCGUGGUAUGUGAUAACCUCCAUGUGUAAAGAAGACUGUCCGUACCCUCCUAUCUUGGGUAGCAUAUUAUUUUGGAUUGGUUACUUCAAUUCGUGCUUAAACCCCAUACUUUAUGCUUACUUUAACCGCGAUUUCAGAACAGCUUUUAAGAAACUUUUAAGACUGGAUAGAUCGCAUUGUGAUAUGAUGGACCCGACUACCCAGGCGCUAAAUACUGCUUAUAACGACACGAGAGAAACGAACCACAUACGGACCUCUUUGUCGUAAAUAUCCCGGAUAAAUAUAAUAUACAUAAUAUAUAGAUAUAUAAUAUAUAGUGUUUGUUUCUCGAAUCAUGUUAUUGAUCAAUCUGAUAUAUACCAAGGGGGCCUUAUUCAUGAACAUUUUAAACUAGGGUAGUUUAAGAAUGGAGCCUUUUAAUUGGUCAAGAAAUAAAAUUUGUCCUAUGAUUCGAGUUAUCAGCCAAUGGGCUAUCAGGAUUCUUAAAAUAUUUCAGUUUAAAUCUUCAUGAAUAGGGGCCCUGUUUGAUUCAACUCUCAAUAUUAAAAUCGCACGAAACAAAAAAAAAGAGAGCGAAAUAAUAUUUAGAUUUGAAUAAAAUUGAAUUAUGUAACGGUACCGGUUUAAUUCGUGUUAGCCAGACACCUUUAUACAACAAGGGAUUACAAUGUAGCAAUAUGUUCAAUAUAGGCCCGAAAAAUAAAUUCUGUGAUUACGGUUACUUGGCCAAAAACAAUAGGGACGGUCGUGCUGGUUCUAUGGUCUAUUUCUAGCUUCAUUACUGAGAAUUGUUCUUGAAAAUAAUAAAAAUAAUUUCAGUGUUGCAAUUUGUUUGGAAAAAAAUUACUCCAAGCCCGUGUUAAAGCGUCUGGGGAAAUAAGAGAAAAAAAAACUUUAGUGUUAGCGAUUUUGGUUCGAACAAAAAAUUGACCGAUAAACACAGAUAUAUUUUACUUUGGACUUGUAAUAGAGCUGCGGGUAAUUGCUUUAGCUAAACAAUUUUAUAGUGUGCUUAUUGUUUGGAUGCCAGAAUCUGUCCACCACGCACAAAGUGCAAUGAACGAGGGUUGGGGUAAGGUUUAGCUUAGUUGUCUGGGGACAGAUUCGAUCCAUUUGUUGUUUUUCUACCUUGCUAUUUUGCAUAAUAUGUUGAUGAUUGUGUGUUUGCUGGAAAGAGAGAGAGAGAGAGAGAUCUAUUGUAUUUAAAAAGUAUUUUGUAAAAGGCAUCAAGUUUUUAUUUAAAUAUGUCAUUGAUUGGUCCCAAUAUUAUAAUAGAUUAAUCCACUAUUAUGCUUAGGGUUUCAUUAAGUCCAAAUUCAUCUGUCCUCCAUCACUGGAUAACAUAUCCUAAGGGGAUUGGGGGGGGGCGAAUGGUUGACGCGUGUGCGUUGCAACAUUAGGUCUCUCAUUGAGUCAAGUGGCAUAAUUUCGAUUCACCGCUUGUACGUGACAAGGAGUAGGGUCGCCUGUCCAAUCUCGUGGAUUUUCUUCGGGUCCCCCGGUUUCCUUCCACUGCUAAUGACCACUAAGCGCAAGCGAAUUAUUGAAAUAAAAUUGAACCGUACGUUAGUCCCGAAAUGACCUAGUUUGUGUCGAGUCGACCAUACGCGACAAUAAACGCCAUUUCUCUCUCUCUAUCUCUUUCACUCCAGGCAAACGGACUUGAUUAUUGUAUCUAGAAACCUAAUCCUGCGAUAGCAUUGGUCCACAACCACGUUUCGCAAUUAUCCAGCGAUGAAGGUCAGGGGAUUUUAUAGGACAAUUUCACCCAACCUCUCCUAUUGCCAAAUGUCAAAAUAUUAUGUAGCUAAUUUAUAUCAUAUUAUAAUACCCAAAAUAAAUCCUGAACAUACAUAAUUUGCCAACAACUGUCACGAUUAUUACAAGCGUGCAUUAUUUACUAUAAUUAUUCUUAGAUUUUUAUAUUAAUUUAAUUCCAUGUUGAUAAUAUUGUAUUAAUGAUUUCAUAUAACAUGCAUAACUAGGCCCGUAACUAGGUAACUGGGGGGGGGGGGGGCGCAUGGUUCGCCCUAAACCACACCCCCUGCAAAAAGUCUAGCCCCCCCCCCCUCAAUUCCCCUGUGAAAAAAUUGUCGACCAUCAACAAAUUAGAUAUACAUUGUCCGUCAAUUUUACA
Molecule: messenger RNA, 4058 nt
Organism: Patella vulgata (common limpet)
Lineage: Eukaryota; Metazoa; Mollusca; Gastropoda; Patellidae
Product: octopamine receptor beta-2R
Exons: 3
Coding region: 1052-2188 (378 amino acids)
Biological process (GO): adenylate cyclase-activating adrenergic receptor signaling pathway
Cellular component (GO): membrane
Molecular function (GO): adrenergic receptor activity
Source: RefSeq, a predicted model, not a curated record